AACGAGGAGCCACCCGCAGUGUGUUCAGUGUGGUAGGCAUCACCCGGGCGAGUGUUGGCUCGCCCAAGGCUUAUGUUUGGGUUGUGGUCAGCCAGGGCAUUUCAGGAGGCAUUGCCCGACAAACCCUAGCAGCGAGCCUGCUUUACCUAGAGCUCCGGAUCAGCCUGCCGCAUCACAUCCAGCACGGAGUCAGCAGUCUAUGGCCGCAAAUAAUCAGCAGAGACCACGUCCGCAGCAGUCAGGCCGGGCACCAGCGCGUACCUACGCCAUGCAUGGGCGCACAGAUCCUAGUCCCAAUGUUAUCUUGGGUACGUUCAUACUAUUUGAUUCGGUUAUGCAUGCCUUGAUUGAUCCGUGUUCUACGCUCUCCUAUAUCUGUGUUGGCAUGCCUGCUAAUUCUGCGAUUGUGAGGAGUGACCUUGAGAUGCCUGCCAUUGUAUCGAAUCCGCUAGGACAUAGCAUGCGUCUUCAUCACAUUUAUCAUAGAUGUCCGUUGUCCGUGCAAAUGAAGCAAUUCCCUGCAGAUUUGAUAGAGCUACCACACAAGGAGUUUGACAUUAUCCUUGGUAUGGAUUGGCUCACCGAGCAUAGAGCAGUGGUCGACUGCAGUUGUCGGACCGUACGGCUGAGAGCCGAGGACGGUAGCGACGUAUCACUCUCCGGGGAAGUGUUCCCCAAGGCUCCCGAGUUCAUAUCAUCCUUAAGCGCGAGGCGCUUGAUUCGCAAGAAGUGCGAGAUGUUCCAGUGUCACGUUCAGGAUAUGCGAAAAGAAUCGCCACGUCAGCAGGACAUUCGUACGGUUUGCGACUUCCCCGAUGUCUUUCCUGAAGACCUACCUGGUUUACCUCCGCCGAGAGAGGUAGAGUUCUCGAUCAAUCUCAUUCCGGAUCCGACUCAUGUGUUGCCGACCAAUGCUGUAACCCUCGACGAGAGUUUGUCUUACGAAGAAGAACCAGUUAAGAUCUUGGCGCGCGAAACUAAAGUGUUAAGAAACAAGACGGUACCUUUGGUAAAGGUACUAUGGCCCUUCACGAAGGAGUACGUCCCCACCCGGUACCGCGAGGAGAGGCGCGAUGAGUUCGUUGCGCUUAAGCAGGAGGGGAUGUCACUGCCUGAACUGAGACAGAAGUUCGACUACCUGUCCCAGUAUGCGACGAGUCUGGUCUCCACUCCGGAGGAUCGUUUGAAUGAGUUCGUCAAGAAGCUACGGCCGGACUUGAGGCCGUACGCCGCACUGAUCACGACGACAGAUUUUAAUGCGGCGUAUGAUUUGUUUGUGAAGACGGAAAAGAGCUUGGACGAUUUGCAGGCAACCAAGAAGGAGGAUAGAGCGAUAAAAGACCCGCGACCCGCGGCCAGCACCGGGCCGAGCGGGAAGAGUUUUGGAUUCGGGGGAAAGAGGUACGAGAAGGGUUCUUUGAGUGCGCCGCCGCCUAAGAGGAGUAAGUCGAGGCCGUCUCCGUCGGCUGCCGCUAGCAACUCGAACAGAACGAGGAGCCACCCGCAGUGUGUUCAGUGUGUUCACUAAAAAAAACUAAAAUAAAUAAGUGUAUAUGUAUAUGUAUAUAUCUAUAACAUGAAUAUCAAUAAGGACAAAAGAUGAAGGGGAGUAAUUUCUAUAAAAUUAGAAUUUUUUGCUAUCGUGCUGAUAACGUGUUAAGAAUUAAGAUAAUAGAAAUAUUAUCAAGAACAAGAUUAUAGAGAUAUACCUUGAUAAGAACACAAAUGGAAGAUCAAAGUGCAAUGGAGAGUGAAAGAGAAAGAAUGCAAUGAGAAACUAAAGAUAUGGAUGUCUCAUUUCAACAUAUGGAGCCUCUAUAUAUAGGCUUACAAAGGGGAAAAUCAAAGGUCUAACUUAGACAUGGAGAACAUCAAAAGACAUUUGUACAUAACAAUUUACCACUUAUAGUCCAUUAUAGAUGUUAGUUUUAAUGAAUACGGAGUUCUCGAGUAGUUAUUGUUGUGAUAUUACUGCAUAAGUUUGUGAUAUAAAUUAUACUCCCUCCGUCCUCCAUUGAUUUUCUCAAAUAUCCUUUUUGUUUACCCGGGAAGGAUCUUCCCAUCACCUUUUUUGUAACUCAUGUGGAAAUCAUUAAUAUGUGCAUUGGUAUUUUAUCAUGAUUUUCAAGUGUAGGUUUUGAUGAAUGACAAUCAAUGAAGUCAAGAUGUUGUGGUUGACAAACAAUGAAAAAAACAUGUGGCGGUAACAAAGAAUGUGUACUUGAAGUGAAAAUUAUGCCAAAGAUAUGAAGAUAAUCAAAGAAGUGCUCAAGAGUUCAAGAUCAAUGACCCCAAGACAUAGGUCGUUGGGUAGAACUUGAAAAAGUGAAAGUUUCUAUUGUGAAGGAUAAUUGUAACCCUGUCCUGGAAGUGUACAUGACUCACCAAUGAUCCAAAAUCCAAAUGUCUCAAUCAUAGUUGGCAACAUUUGAAGCUAAAUACCAGAAGAAGUAUGAACCCCUUUACACGAAGGUGGUUCUGAAGUUCUGUUGGUAAAAGGACACUUGAAAUCACUAUUGACAUUUUGGCUACCUAUAAAAUCAAGGAAAAAAUAUAUUACCUUCAUGAUUUAUUACUUUCAAGUUAUUUGUGUAAAUAUAUAUCUUUAUUAUCUAGGCUAAUGUAUAUAGUCUUUCGGCUUUAUUGCAUCAAGGUGGUUAAGAUACCUUGGGAUAUUUUUGGGUUAGAUUUCUGGCACUGCAUGAGUUGAGGUGGUCUAUCUACGGCUUUAUUUUGAAGUGGGAUUGCUACUAGAGGACCCUAUGCCACAUUUUGAUACAAAACAGCAAUAGGAAAUUUCUAUGGAGGCAGAAGACUCAGAUGCUGCAUAUAUAAUUUCAAUUAGAACAUUUGAAAUAGGCUUCCCAUUUGUGUGACUCUAUUGCAUCUAAAAUGUGGAACAAAUAUUAAUAUGCCAA
This is a messenger RNA of Cuscuta campestris, 2918 nucleotides long. The record is from the annotation of a GenBank genome assembly. Lineage: Eukaryota; Viridiplantae; Streptophyta; Magnoliopsida; Solanales; Convolvulaceae.